CUUUGUUUUCACAACCCUCAGCGGAAGCAAAACUUAAUACGGAAUAUAUAUAAAAUUUGAUUCGAUUUGAUAAUCGUCAGCAUGCAAACUCCGGAGGAGCAAAUAUUUACCUGCGGCUUUGAGGUAUUUGGCGAGGUGCAGGGCGUGCGAAUGCGCAAAGCAACCCGCUCGCUGGCUCUGUCGAACGGGGUGCGCGGCUGGGUGAUGAACACGGAUCGCGGGACUGUGACCGGCGAGUUGGAGGGCACACUUCCAAAGGUGAACGAGCUGAAGUUCUGGCUGCUCUGCUUUGGCAGCGAGAAGGCGGUCAUCGAGCGGGCCGAGUUCUCGCCCACGAAGGAGGUACCAGUGCACAGUUUCGAUAGCUUUACCAUACGCUAUCAUCCAGAUCGGCGGGAGGAGCCCCAGCUCAUCUAGAUUGCGGAGAGCGGGGGCGGCCAGAGGUCGGACGUACGUAUCUCGAAAAGUUUUGGCGUUGACAAAAUUAAUUGAUUGUUGAUCGUUUCUGUGUGUGUUGUACAUGAAAUAAACCUGGUUCAGAUCCCGAGCAACUGGGCCCCAUCUCGAA
This is a messenger RNA of Drosophila montana, 568 nucleotides long. Its product is annotated as acylphosphatase-2. The record is from RefSeq and is a predicted model, not a curated record. The transcript has a single exon. The coding region runs from base 82 to 417 and encodes 111 amino acids. Gene Ontology annotation, molecular function: acylphosphatase activity. NCBI's taxonomy places the organism in Eukaryota, Metazoa, Arthropoda, Insecta, Diptera, Drosophilidae.